Molecule: messenger RNA, 1752 nt
Organism: Podospora anserina S mat+
Lineage: Eukaryota; Fungi; Ascomycota; Sordariomycetes; Sordariales; Podosporaceae
Exons: 6
Coding region: 1-1752 (583 amino acids)
Biological process (GO): proteolysis
Cellular component (GO): fungal-type vacuole
Molecular function (GO): serine-type carboxypeptidase activity
Source: RefSeq, a predicted model, not a curated record
AUGACUCAACUAACGCACUUCGGAGCUGCCCGUUGGAGAUGUGUCCACUGUGGAGUUUGGAGUGUGCACGCUAGGGUUAGGGUACCUGCAUUUCGCUUGGCAGCCCCUGAGAGGCACGAGAUCUCGGAGCGACGACUUGACGUGUUGCAGUGCGGGAAUGAUAUUGGUUUUGGCAUACCGGUGUGUCACAGUCUGGACAACAUGGACAUCUGGUCUUUUCUGAGCUCAUGCCCCGGCCAGGGUGCUCUUUUGACGACAGCAGAUCCAUAUCAUGAGCAGGAAAUCUUGACCGCCUGGUUCACGUUUCAAAAGACUGUCGACAUGGCGAGCUUGUUUGGUCUCUUGCUGCUUCUGUCAGCGGCUCUUCCUUGCUCCUUUGCUGUUUCUCAGUGGAAUGAGGAAGUCGUGAACGGCAUCCCUUACCGUACCUUUUACCACGCGGACACCAACAGCAAGCUUUCGAUAGUCAGUAACUCUGGUAUCUGCGAGACAACCCCCAAUGUGAAUCAACUCAGCGGAUACAUUCGCAUCAGCGAGGACAUCAACCUCUUCUUUUGGUUCUUUGAGUCUCGCAACAGCCCUGCAACCGCCCCUUUGGCUCUGUGGCUCAACGGUGGCCCAGGAUGCAGCUCGAUGCUUGGUCUCUUUGUCGAACAUGGGCCUUGUCGUUUUCCUGAUGGAUCGCCAGCGGGAUCUGACCCAGUGUUGAAUGAAGAGAGCUGGAACAGCUACGCCAACAUGCUCUACCUUGAUCAGCCCGUUGGUGUGGGCUUCAGCUAUGGGGUAGGCCAAGUCAACGCCACCACCCAGGGCUCAAUCUAUGUGUGGACAUUUCUGCAGGCCUUUCUUGCUGCCAAGCCUGAGCUAGCCAAGUCACAGUUUGGCCUCUUCACUGAGAGCUAUGGCGGACAUUACGGGCCGGACAUCGUCCGCUUUAUCCAGCAGCAAAACAAGGUCGUAGACCAAAACGUUUCCAACGCAGUCAAGAUCGACAUUAUCGCCUUGGGAAUCAACAAUGGCUGGGUCGACCCCAAGCUCCAGUUUCCUGCGUACCUCGAUUUUGGACUCACCAACAACUACAGGCAACUUGUGAAUCAGUCGCAGUAUUCAACUGGAAUCACUCUAUACCAACAACGAUGCGUUCCGGCAUUGCAAAACUGCACCGUGACCGCAGGGACAGCGGAAGAUUGCAACCAUGCCCACAACACCUGUUACGAUGCGUUGGGUCUCUUUACCGUGGAGCUCCAGCGAUUCGACCUGUACGACGUCAGAAGGGUCGACACAUGGACUGGGAUCCCAGGAACAGAUAUGUACCAUGAGUAUCUGGCGAGGUCUGACGUGAAGGAUGCCAUUGGCGCUCAGCGCGACUAUACCGAGUGUUCCGACGUCGCCUGGGGGCUGUUUGACAGUACCGGAGACCCAUCGAGAUCCUUCCUCGGUGAGCUGAGCGAGGUUGUCCAGUCAGGUGUGAGAGUGCUGUUGUGGGCCGGGGAUGCCGACUAUCUUUGCAACUGGAUGGGCAAUCUUGCUGUUGCGAACGCGAUUGACUAUUCUGGGCAGCUUGACUUUGUCAAGAGAGGCAUGAGCGCCUAUCAAGUCAACGGAACAUCUUUCGGCGAGUUCAAGACGGUCGAGAACUUGAGCUGGCUUCGAGUGUAUAGUGCGGGGCAUCUUGUAUCCUCGGAUCAACCCCGAGCCGCACUGCAGGCAUUCCGCCAGACCAUGGAAAACAGACCACUGGAAGCAACUUGA